This is a messenger RNA of Coregonus sp. 'balchen', 6977 nucleotides long. Lineage: Eukaryota; Metazoa; Chordata; Actinopteri; Salmoniformes; Salmonidae. The record is from the annotation of a GenBank genome assembly.
GAGGCUGUGUUGUGGAUCCUAAGGAAGACCAAGGCAUGCCUUUCGCCAUGGUUAUAAAUCACGAGGACUUCACUGUAAGCACUUAGUCGUACUGUUGCUUUAAUAAUAGAUACUUGAAAUCUGCAUCUCUGUAUUAUUAGGCAGUUACUGUAUAUGUCGUGAUGAUGCUGUAGUGUGAUGUAUGCUACUGUUUGUAAUAAAAAAUAAAUUACAAUUCUAGUCAUUAGCAUCAGUGCAUACAUUUUCAUACUUUUUUAUUGUUCGUACUGGUCUCCCCGUGGGAAUCGAACCCACAACCCUGGCGUUGUAAGCGCCAUGCUCUACCAACUGUGUCGCAUGGGACGUAUGCAUGAUGUGAUGAUAAUGUAUGCUACUGUAUAUUACCAUGUGAUGAUAAUGUAUGCUACUGUAUAUUACCAUGUGAUGAUAAUGUAUGCUACUGUAUAUUACCAUGUGAUGAUAAUGUAUGCUACUGUAUAUUACCAUGUGAUGAUAAUGUAUGCUACUGUAUAUUACCAUGUGAUGAUGCUCUAUUAUUCCCUCAGGGUGACAUCGUCCUGGCUGCAGAGAAUGAGGCAGAACAAAACCAGUGGCUGGAGAUGCUGCAAGAGUCUGGCAAAGUGUGAGUCACUAUUUACUACCCACUGUCUCUUUAAAUCUAGCUGUACACAAACUACACACUGCCUCUUUAACUCUAACUGUAAACAAACCAUGCACUGUCUCUUUAAAUCCAAUUGACCACACUGCUUCUUUAAAUCCAAAUCAAAUCAAAUCAAAUUUUAUUGGCCACAUGCGCCGAAUACAACAGGUGCAGACAUUACAGUGAAAUGCUUACUUACAGCCCUUAACCAACAGUGCAUUUAUUUUUUUAUAAAAAAAGUAAAAUAAAACAACAAAAAAGUGUUGAGAAAAAAAGAGCAGAAGUAAAAUAAAAUAACAGUAGGGAGGCUAUAUAUACAGAGGGGUACCGGUGCAGAGUCAAUGUGCGGGGGCACCGGCUAGUUGAGGUAGUUGAAGUAAUAUGUACAUGUGGGUAGAGUUAAGCAGCGUAAAAAGAUGGGGGGGGGGGGGGGCAGUGCAAACAGUCUGGGUAGCCAUGAUUAGCUGUUUAAAUCCAACUGACCACACUGCUUCUUUAAAUCCAACUGACCACACUGCCUCUUUAAAUCCAACUGACCACACUGCCUCUUUAAAUCCAACUGACCACACUGCCUCUUUAAAUCCAACUGACCACACCGCCUCUUUAAAUCCAACUGACCACACUGCCUCUUUAAAUUCAACUGACCACACCGCCUCUUUAAAUCCAACUGACCACACUGCCUCUUUAAAUCCAACUGACCACACCGCCUCUUUAAAUCCAACUGACCACACUGCCUCUUUAAAUCCAACUGACCACACUGCCUCUUUAAAUCCAACUGACCACACUGCCUCUUUAAAUCCAACUGACCACACUGCCUCUUUAAAUCCAACUGACCACACUGCCUCUUUAAAUCCAACUGACCACACUGCCUCUUUAAAUCCAACUGACCACACUGCCUCUUUAAAUCCAACUGACCACACUGCCUCUUUAAAUCCAACUGACCACACUGCCUCUUUAAAUCCAACUGACCACACCGCCUCUUUUAAAUCCAACUGACCACACUGCCUCUUUAAAUCCAACUGACCACACUGCCUCUUUAAAUCCAACUGACCACACUGCCUCUUUAAAUCCAACUGACCACACUGCCUCUUUAAAUCCAACUGACCACACUGCCUCUUUAAAUCCAACUGACCACACUGCCUCUUUAAAAUCCAACUGACCACACUGCCUCUUUAAAUCCAACUGACACACUGCCUCUUUAAAUCCAACUGACCACACUGCCUCUUUAAAUCCAACUGACCACACUGCCUCUUUUAAAUCCAACUGACCACACUGCCUCUUUAAAUCCAACUGACCACACUGCCUUCUUUAAAUCCAACUGACCCACACUGCCUCUUUAAAUCCAACUGACCACACUGCCUCUUUAAAUCCAACUGACCACAUCUGCCUCUUUAAAUCCAACUGACCACACGGCCUCUUUAAUCCAACUGACCACACUGCCUCUUUAAAUCCAACUGACCACACCUGCCUCUUUAAAAUCCAACUGACCACACUGCCUCUUUAAAUCCAACUGACCACACCGCCUCUUUAAUCCAACUGAACACACUGCCUCUUUAAAUCCAACUGACCACACUGCCUCUUUAAAUCCCAACUGACCACACCGCCUCUUUAAAUCCAACUGACCACACCGCCUCUUUUAAAUCCAACUGACCACACUGCCUCUUUAAAUCCAACUGACCACACUGCCUCUUUAAAUCCAAGUGACCACACUAACUGUAUUAUCAGGGGUAGCUGGGGUUAAGUCUAUAAGUCUACCUCUAAGUAAAGGGUCCAUCUCAGAGUGGGGCUUUAGUCUCCUCAGACAUGUAUAGGGGAGCUGCCCAGGUCUGCAAUUGUAUAGUAGAAUAUGUGACCUACUGUUGUAUAGUGUUGGUGGUGAUCAUGCUGUAUAAAACCUAUGUGACCACGCGCUGUAUUAGACCUGUUCAACACGUAGUGUCUAAAACCUCCAGCACCUGGAAGAACGCCCAACUGGGAGAAGCCAUGAUAGAGAGCCUGGAGGCCCAGGGACUGCAGCUGGCCAAGGAGAAGCAGGAGUAUCUGGGUAAGAAGAAGGGGCUGGGGACGGGGUCAGGGCUGGGAUGGGCUGGGAGAAGCCAUGAUAGAGAGCCUGGAGGCCCAGGGACUGCAGCUGGCCAAGGAGAAGCAGGAGUAUCUGGGUAAGAAGAAGGGGCUGGGGAGGCAUGGGGAGGAAGGAGGCAUGGGGCCUGGUUCAGGGGAGAGAGGAGGCGCUGGGUGAGAGGGGACAUGGGGAGGUAUGGUUCAGGGUGGCAGUCCUGAGGGGCUGGAGUGAGAGGGGACAUGGGGAGGUAUGGUUCAGGGUGGCAGUCCUGAGGGGCUGGAGUGAGAGGGGACAUGGGGAGGUAUGGUUCAGGGUGGCAGUCCUGAGGGGCUGGAGUGAGAGGGGACAUGGGGAGGUAUGGUUCAGGGUGGCAGUCCUGAGGGGCUGGAGUGAGAGGGGACAUGGGGAGGUAUGGUUCAGGGUGGCAGUCCUGACGGGCCAUAGAAUGACAGUCCUUUGUUGUUUAGUUUUGAUGCUAACAGUCCCACAUGGAGACAAUGGCCAUAUACAACAAGGAAACAGGCUGUUUUGUCCCUUCAGAUAAGCUGAUGGAGGAGACAGAAGAACUGAGCCUGCAGAGAGAACAGAAGGAGAGGCUGGAGUGUCUGAACCUGGUUCUGGAGGAGGAGAAGCAGAAGUUUGAGGAGCUGGUGAUGGAGCUAAGAGGAGAACAGGAGCAGAUCAAACUGUAAGAGAGAACUAUGGAGAACACAAACUGUGAUCUUUAACAGGAAACAUUCAUAUUACAUUCAUAAAUAACAUACAGUAAUCCCCACACACGAGCAAGAAAGAUGCAUUUAAUACAUUUAAAGUGCAUUUAAUAUAAGACGUGUAGCUAGUAUAUCCAUCUUUAUCCACCGCGUUAACUAAAGUGCUGUGAAAACUCUUAGCCAUAAGACUCUUUGAUCCUCUGGUCCAUCUGUUGACUCCCGAGUGGCGCAGUGGUCUAAGGCUGUGCCACUAGAGAUCGCAGUGGUCUAAGGCUGUGCCACUAGAGAUCGCAGUGGUCUAAGGCUGUGCCACUAGAGAUCGCAGUGGUCUAAGGCUGUGCCACUAGAGAUCGCAGUGGUCUAAGGCUGUGCCACUAGAGAUCGCAGUGGUCUAAGGCUGUGCCACUAGAGAUCGCAGUGGUCUAAGGCUGUGCCACUAGAGAUCGCAGUGGUCUAAGGCUGUGCCACUAGAGAUCGCAGUGGUCUAAGGCUGUGCCACUAGAGAUCGCAGUGGUCUAAGGCUGUGCCACUCUAAGCUGUGCCACUAGAGAUCCUGGUUCGAAUCCAGGCUCUGUCGUAGCCGGCCGCGACCGGGAGACCCCAUGGGGCGGCGCACAAUUGGUCCAGGGUAGGGGAGGGAAUGGCCGGCAGGGAUAUAGCUCAGUUGGUAGAGCGUGGCGUUUGCAACGCCAGGGUUGUGGGUUCGAUUCCCACCAGUAUGGCCAGUAUGAAAAAAAUAAAAUAAUGUAUGCUCUGGAUAAGAGCGUCUGCUAAAUGACUAAAAUGUAAAUGUUGUGACAGUUGGGUUUGAUGCUCUCUGAACUGGUCAGUUUGGUUGCCUAUUACCCUGUGUGCCGUGUUGUUGACAGGGACUUGGACGGCACAGCACAGUCUCUGAAAGGUGUGGAGUCUGAAAAAGAGGAGCUGAACAGUUUAACAACACUUCUACAGAAAUCUAUUGAGGUAUUUAAAAUGAAUUGGAGGAGAAACACACACUCAGGUACACACACACACACACACACCAUCGUUACAUCCAUGAUCUGGUCCUCCAGGAGUUGUCCCAUGAGAAGCAGCGAACCCUGGAGUUGCUGAGGGAGAAGGAGCAUCCAGAGGAGGAGCAGGAGGUGCAGCCUGGUGACACUGGACUGCGAUCGGAGCUGAGACACAUUGAAGAGCAGAUGAGGGAACUGCAGAGAGAGAAGGAGCAGGCUAAGGAGAGGUGAGAGGACCAGCGCAAUGAGGAACAUGGAUCUUAUUUCUGUUAUUUCAGACGUGCGUAAAAACCUUCUCCUACCAUAUGAAAGACACACGAAGCAGUAAAACUGGUUAGAGAGGAUCUGUCAAACCUCAGAUCAGAUGGAGCUGCAUGUGACCGGGCCGGCUGGUCCACUUUCAUAAAUGUAGCAUGCCUGUAUCUGGUCACACCAGCUGACUGUCCUGAGGCUGCCUAAGAGUUUAAUGAGGGCGAGAAACACCAUUAAGGUGGAAAUGUGCAUUGAUUUCCCAACAGCCAAACCAAUGCAUCAACAAGCACCAGUGAGUGGGAUCAGGAUGUGAUGGGAAACUGGUGUUGACCAGAGGGCAUGAGUGUUCUAUAAAAAAAGAAUGCAGUGUAUCUGUCAAUGGAGUGCCCCACUGCAGAGCUCCACCGUGAGGCCUACUGUGGGUAUCUCUCAAGGCAGAGUCACGUUGAAGAGCCCCAUGGGGAGGCCUAUUGAGGGUUUCUAUCAAUGAAGGGCCACACUGCAGAGCUCCACCGUGAGGCCUACUGAGGGUGUCUCUCAAUGAAUGGCCUCACUGCAGAGCUCCACCGUGAAGCCUACUGAGGGUGUCUCUCAAUGAAGGGCCUCACUGCAGAGCUCCACCGUGAAGCCUACUGAGGGUGUCUCUCAAUGAAGGGCCCCACUGCAGAGCUCCACCGUGAGGCCUACUGAGGGUGUCUCUCAAUGAAGGGCCUCACUGCAGAGCUCCACCGUGAAGCCUACUGAGGGUGUCUCUCAAUGAAGUGUCCCACUGCAGAGCUCCACCGUUAGGCCUACUGAGGGUGUCUCUCAAUGAAGUGUCCCACUGCAGAGCUCCACCGUGAAGCCUACUGAGGGUGUCUCUCAAUGAAGGGCCCCACUGCAGAGCUCCACCGUGAGGCCUACUGAGGGUGUCUCUCAAUGAAGGGCCUCACUGCAGAGCUCCACCGUGAGGCCUACUGAGGGUGUCUCUCAAUGAAGGGCCUCACUGCAGAGCUCCACCGUGAAGCCUACUGAGGGUGUCUCUCAAUGAAGGGCCUCACUGCAGAGCUCCACCGUUAGGCCUACUGAGGGUGUCUCUCAAUGAAGUGUCCCACUGCAGAGCUCCACCGUUAGGCCUACUGAGGGUGUCUCUCAAUGAAGGGCCUCACUGCAGAGCUCCACCGUGAAGCCUACUGAGGGUGUCUCUCAAUGAAGUGUCCCACUGCAGAGCUCCACCGUUAGGCCUACUGAGGGUGUCUCUCAAUGAAGUGUCCCACUGCAGAGCUCCACCGUUAGGCCUACUGAGGGUGUCUCUCAAUGAAGGGCCUCACUGCAGAGCUCCACCGUGAAGCCUACUGAGGGUGUCUCUCAAUGAAGGGCCCCACUGCAGAGCUCCACCGUGAGGCCUACUGAGGGUGUCUCUCAAUGAAGGGCCUCACUGCAGAGCUCCACCGUGAAGCCUACUGAGGGUGUCUCUCAAUGAAGGGCCUCACUGCAGAGCUCCACCGUGAAGCCUACUGAGGGUGUCUCUCAAUGAAGGGCCUCACUGCAGAGCUCCACCGUGAAGCCUACUGAGGGUGUCUCUCAAUGAAGGGCCUCACUGCAGAGCUCCACCGAGAAGCCUACUGAGGGUGUCUCUCAAUGAAGUGUCCCACUGCAGAGCUCUGCAACAAGGCCCACUGUGGUUUCACACAGGGCAUUUCCUGGACAUUAGGACCUACAGAACGACAUUCUUCUCUCCAUAACAGAUCAUUGUGAGCUUGUGUCUGAUAUUAAAAUCCCCUUGUGAUAGAUUUGCCUACCAAAUUCAUCCAUUAGGUAAGAGGUUAGGUAAGUGAUGUGAAUGCCCGGGGCGGAAGGCUUUUUAACACUCAUCCUGGUAUUGACCUGCUAUGGAUGGGGAGUGGACUGCAGGAUUGUGUGUACGUACGUGAUUGUGUUAGUGUGCACAGUACCUUUCCUCUAACUGUGUGUCUGGCAAUGCGCCCGUCACAGUGUGUGUGUGUGUGUGUGUGUGUGUGUGCAAGGCGAGCGUGCACAGGACUGUGUGUGUGUUCUCUGGCUCCCCCCGCAGGCUAACGGAGAAUGAGCAGCGUGCCACAGUUCUACGUGACUGUGUGUGUGUUCUCUGGCUCCCCCCGCAGGCUAACGGAGAAUGAGCAGCGUCCCACCGUUCUACGUGACUGUGUGUGUGUUCUCUGGCUCCCCCCGCAGGCUAACGGAGAAUGAGCAGCGUCCCACAGUUCUACGUGACUGUGUAUGUGUUCUCUGGCUCCCCCCGCAGGCUAACGGAGAAUGAGCAGCGUGCCACAAUUCUGCAACAGGAGAGAGAGUUCUACUCC